AUGUUAGCUGUCAUGAAAGAUGAUGAGAUAACUGCUACUGUGCGAAGUGACUAUUCUAUUCUUCAGCUGGCCCACUCAUUUUUUAACAAACAUGGUCAGGAUCCCACCAAAUACGACUAUAUUCGCCAGACGCUCAGAGAAAGUGGAAGACUUCUGCUUAUACUUCGCAAGGAGUUCUCAAUACAUACCCUUGAGGAUGCUGUGAGACCUGCUCAUUUUGAUGUGGUGAUCAAAGCUGUCAAGAAAGUGUCUGGGUACGAUGAUGAAAAGCACUGUUACCGUACUCCAAGCCUUGCAUUAAAGUUGGGUCACUCACUGCAGAAAGUCAGUGACAUUUUACAUUGCAGAGCACUGAUGGCGCAAGACAGUAACCUGAUAAAGUCAACCCAGAGUUUCAAAACCCUCUAUGCUGCAAAGUGGUCUGAACUCAUCUCCCACACCGCUUUAACUACGCUGAAUGAGCGUCACUUCAACAAGCCUUCUACUCUUCCUUUUACGGAAGACGUUCAGUGUCUUCAUCUGGAAAAGAUAACAGAACAAGCAUUGAAGGACUUGGAAGACCACAAAAACCUGUUCCUGUUUGCUAGACCUCAUUGUCUGACUCCCUACAGAGGACAGGACUGUUUGAGGCUCUAUGCGGGUGAAUGUGGGGCUGAAAAACCUGAGCUCCUCAGGUCGACGCUAUUACGGAAACAUGUCGCAACUUUGUCACAGAUCUUAAACCUCAAGAAUCAUGAGUUGGACCAGGUUGCUAACUUCCUUGGCCAUGAUAUUCGCGUUCACCGAGAGUAUUACCGACUGCCAGAGGCUACUACCCAGCUGGCCAAAAUCUCCAAACUACUGCUUGCCAUGGAGAAAGGGUCUCUCAGAAGCCUUCAAGGCAAAACGCUUGAGGAGAUUGAAAUUGAAGAGCUGAAUGUGGAUACGAGGCGCCCUACGACCUUCACCCCCCCACCGAAGAAUGAGGAAUCCCUUCGCCUGUGGUUAAAGGCUUUAAAUUUGAAGAAACCACCGAAGCGACCGUAUGUUUGUUCUUUUCAUUUCGUGGACAAAAGACCCACAGAAGACCACCCGAUUCCAGAAAAGUGGCUGGGCUACGAGGUCCCAAUAAAAACACCAAGGAGACGUGUCCAGAGGUUAGCAGACACAGAUGACAGCCACUGUGAUGAGGAGGCUGACCAGACCAUUCCACAGUCAGAGGCAACUCUGCAUAAAGAUGCUGACACUCAGUGGGAGGUGCAGGCACUGAUGGAUCACACCUACACAUUAGAAGGAAAGAUGAAGGAUGUAUGCGACAGAGAAACACAAUGUGGUGGAGAAGUACCCCUUGCCCAUGCCAUCCUGAAGAAUGACACUAGCUGCGUGUUGUACACAGGCCUUUCUCUCAAUGCAUUUUUUGAUCAUGUAAAAUAUCUGGAACAGUUCUAUAAAGCAAACUUUAAGAUGCACGAAAUGGAUCAAAUAUUGAUGACCAUGAUGAAACUAAAGUUGAAUCUACUCCAGGGUGAUCUUGCAGAACGCUUUGCUGUGUCCCAGGGGUUAGUGAGCCGGAUCCUCUCCUACUGGAUAGACACAAUGGAGGAGCACAUGAGAAUCUUCAUUCCUUGGCUGCCACGGGACACAAUCCGGAGCACAAUGCCUCAGUGCUUCAGGGAGAAGUUCCCCAACACCACCUGCAUCAUUGACUGCAGUGAGACCAACCUGCAGAAACCACACAACCUUGACUCCAGAGGCGAGUCCUACAGCCAUUAUUAUUCCAGCAAUACUAUAAAGUAUUUAGUUGCUAUUGCCCCGUGUGGGCUUGUUAUGUUCAUUUCUCCUGCUUAUGGAGGCAGGUGUAGUGACAAGUUCAUCACUCAGGAGUCUGGCUUUCUGGAGUAUCUUCGUCCCGGUGAUGAAGUGAUGGCAGACAGAGGCUUUACCAUCAGAGAUCUGCUGUUUGAGAGAAGGGUUAACCUUGUUCUACCAGCAUUCACCCAUAAAGGAGGGCAGUUGUCUGAUGAGGACGUAACUGCCACAAGGAGGAUUGCAAAUGUUCGCAUUCAUGUGGAAAGAGUUAUCAGGAGGCUCAAGGUGUUCAAAAUAAUCUCCCAGACUGUACCCAUCAACUUGUCACACAAAAUGGACAAAAUCCUCAGAAUCUGUGCGGCCCUUGUGAACAUGCAGGGGGAAAUCAUCCACGAGGAUGCUGAUUGAUCAUGGACAUAUAUUAUCCAUAAUAUUUGUAAAUAUUUAUUUGACAGCCUGCAGUCCCUUGAUAGUACUAUAGUUUUCUCAUCUGAUUUGUCUUUAAUAGUCUAUUUUUCAGAUAUCUCUAUUCUG
This is a messenger RNA of Pimephales promelas (fathead minnow), 2322 nucleotides long. The record is from RefSeq and is a predicted model, not a curated record. Lineage: Eukaryota; Metazoa; Chordata; Actinopteri; Cypriniformes; Leuciscidae.